AUCUGGCGCCUACAUUACCCACAAUGCAACUGAAUCCUCCGGCCAGUGUUUUACGCACUCCCGGCGCGCAGGGUGGAGUUUUGGCGCCAAUGUAAAGGCAUCGGACUUUAAUCUACAGAACAUUUAGCGAUGGCCGGAGCUGUGAGAGUGAUGGCAGCAGAUAAGCAGCUUGCCGUGGUGCGGAGUACUUUUGUGGAGAAGGUGUCCAUAGCGGUGAUCGGUCAGCUCCUGGACGACCUUUCAGAGGACGGUGUCUUGAACGACCUGGAGAGAGAGUCGAUACUGGAGCAAAAUUCUACCAGAGUAGACAAGGCACGAGCCCUCAUUGACACAGUGAAGAGGAAAGGAGAUGCACCCAGCGCGAGGAUGAUCGCUCGCCUUCAAAGCAGAGAUCCGGCACUUUACACUUUACUGGAUCAGACUCUGGCUUAGUCUUCGUAACACACCAGCCACAGAGUCUCAAGAGGAGCAGAACCGGUCGUUCCCCAUCAUCCCGACUGCUGGUUCUCUGUGGACGGAGUGAAAGAAGAGUGAUUCUCAACUUUUAAAGCUCUAUUAGAAAACUGAUUUGGUGCUUCUCUGUAUAAUUUGAAAACUCUAUAGUUUUACUGCAAAAGAAUUCUAUUAACUCAUCCCCAGCCAUUAUCUAAAGAACAAGUGAAUAUCUUAAAUAUCUUUGCAAAUCAUGUCUCUCCCUUUUAUAUGAAUGUUUUGGGUUUUUUAUGAAUUUGUCAUUUUUUAGCUGCAGGAGUAGAGCUAAAGUCAAGUCUGUGAUGUCAGAUCCACUUUCACUAUGUACAGUAAAUUAGUCAUUUUGAUAUUGAUUGAAUUGAUCUGUCACGUGACCAUCAGGGGUUGUGGGAUAUUUUUCACAGACAGAAAUAAAGUUGCAGAUUCUAACACAGACAACAUCCUGUACUGGGACAAGGAGAAUCUGUUCAUUGUAAAACUGACUUGGAAGCUAUUAAACAGAAUUAAAUGCC
Molecule: messenger RNA, 983 nt
Organism: Acanthopagrus latus (yellowfin seabream)
Lineage: Eukaryota; Metazoa; Chordata; Actinopteri; Spariformes; Sparidae
Product: caspase-1-A-like
Exons: 3
Coding region: 130-432 (100 amino acids)
Biological process (GO): proteolysis; regulation of apoptotic process
Molecular function (GO): cysteine-type endopeptidase activity
Source: RefSeq, a predicted model, not a curated record